AAACGACGGAUAACCGUUUAGUUGGCCUUAUAAAAAUGCAGAUUUUUAUAUAGACGGAUACAGUUAUGGGUAUAAUUGAAUACGAAAUAGAAGAAAUACGAAAGUUGUGCGAGAAUACCGUGCCAAAUUCCAAAAUAAUCGCAUGCCUUUGUGGGGACUCGCCGCUUGUACGUGUGGACAUUCACGACAAUUCGUUGCAUCGGCAACUUACUGUUUGUUUGCGCUUUCCACCGGAGUAUCCUAAUGAUUCAAUACUAGUCGAAUUGAAAAGUCGCACACUGUCAUUAAAAUUUUUAGACAGCCUUGCAAGACUUUGCGAAAAACAUGCCCGUCAACAUUUAGGGAAACCUCAGGGAUUACAUGUGCUGUGUUUUGUUCAGCAGUAUAUACACGAAAACCCGCUUUGCGUGUGUUUUGACGAAAUACAAGAGUUGCGUCGUGAUCUCAGUGCGAAUGCAACACCGGAUCUAUUGAAAUUAAAGCAACGCCAUUCGAUUGUACAAUUAACUGCUAAGGGUGGAGAGUAUUAUUAUAAACUAAAUGCAUAUAUUCCAAAUGAGUAUCCAAAGCAGGGUGUACAACUCCAGCAACAAGAAUCAAAUUUGCCACCUAUUUUGGUUCGUUACUUGAAUGGACAGUCUUGCGAAAUAGCUAGACAGUGUGUAGAGCCCCCAUUACGUGUGGACAAAAAUAAUCAAGCUGCAUUUCAACCGGUUCCAAGUUUGUACCGCGCAUUAAAGUUUUGUUUGGAAGCUACUUCCGAUUUCGAUGUAGAAUUAUGUCCAAUUUGUGAUAAAAAGGUGCUACCAAAGGAACCGUCACAACUGGAGUUAGAUGAUACCAAAGAUGCAUUUGUAGAACGUGUAUAUUGCGGCCAUCUUUUUCACCAGGGCUGCCUUAAACAUUAUCUACAGCAACCACCUUUUCCUAAGAGUGGUAAAUUAUGCCCAGCUAAGAGACGACAUCCGCGUUCCGAUGCUAAAUUCUAUGUGGGUUCCGCGAGCGGACGGCAACCAACAGUUAGUGCAGAUACCGGUGGAAGAUGCAGCAUUCGAUUAGCUCACGAUCGCUGGGUCGUCAAUGUGAAGUUGGCCGAAUCACGGUGGGCGCAAAAACAAGCGCGUGAACGCGAAUUACAAGAAGUAUUGGAUUUUCUGAAGUAACCGUGGCUGUUUGCCUUUCUAAUAGAUGAAAACUAAUGGAGAGUGUCUCAUGGCAGUUGGGUCUGCGUUACAGGCACGCCAGGGACUGUUACUCCUACAGUCCUCCAGCUCUCCCACAAAGUUUUUGAUUUAUGAUUUUACAACAAAUAAAAUUAAUGUGCAGUUUAUUAGAUGCUUAAAUAUUGUGAAAUUGUAUGGAUAAGAUUAGAUUAUUUUUAGACUAGUAAAUAAAAAAUUUGGUGCUACAGCAAACAAUGUAUGAAAA
Molecule: messenger RNA, 1428 nt
Organism: Anastrepha ludens (Mexican fruit fly)
Lineage: Eukaryota; Metazoa; Arthropoda; Insecta; Diptera; Tephritidae
Exons: 1
Coding region: 66-1163 (365 amino acids)
Source: RefSeq, a predicted model, not a curated record